GCCGCGCAUGCGCCCCGCCGCCGCCUCCGUCAGAACAUGGCUUCCUCGGAACUCAGCAUGGAGGAGUGCGUCCCGUCUCCCGGCACCCCGGACUCGAGGAAGAGGCCCCUAGACAUCGACUCUGACGAUGCCAUAUCCAAGAGAUCACACUAUAUACCUGCAGACAUGCAGAGUGAUGGAACAUACCACCUCAAGAUCCUUGUCCCAAGCGUGGCAGCUGGUGCCAUAAUUGGCAAGGGAGGUGAAACUAUUGCUCAACUCCAGAAGGAUACAAAUGCCCGAGUCAAGAUGUCAAAGGCAAAUGAUUUUUACCCAGGUACAACGGAGCGCGUUUGCCUGAUCACAGGCAACGUGGAUGCCAUAUUGACAGUCUUGUCAUUCAUAAUGGAGAAGAUCAAGGAGAAGCCAGAUCCCAAUGCCAAGCCAGCCAUUGACUUUGAUAAUAAACAGACAGCAGAGAGAGAGAAACAGAUUUCAAGAAGUGCUCGCUCCCCACAGGUGAAGAUUUUGGUCCCAAACAGCACAGCUGGGAUGAUCAUUGGGAAGGGUGGCACUUACAUCAAGCAGAUCAAGGAAGAAAGUGGAGCAUACGUUCAGAUCUCUCAGAAGGCCAAAGAUCAGUCUCUGGCUGAACGGUGCAUCACAGUCAUCUCCAAUGAUGUUGACAACAGCAAGAAUGCAUGCCUGAUGAUCCUGGCCAAAAUUGUGGAGGACCCACAGAGUGGAACAUGUCUCAACGUGAGCUAUGCAGACAUCACAGGCCCCGUCGCAAAUCCCAACCCCACUGGAUCUCCAUUUGCUAAUUCUCCAGGUGGACAAAACACGCAGAAUGGUACCAUGGGAGCACUGUCCAAUCCGCUCUCUGCAGUGAGUGGAUUGGGUAAUUUGCUUGGAGGUGGAGUAAAUCUGACCUUAAAUCUAAGCUCAGCCUAUCCCAACGGAGGUGCUGGGAACCCCGUGGUUACCGGACAACUGUUAGAGCAUGUACGCUCUCUCCUGCGCUCGUCGGGCUUUGCUGACCAGUCCAAUGCUGAAGUGUGUCAGGCCAUUAGCACUCUGAUCAACUAUGGUAUCAUAGGCCUGGGGCUUGGUCUCGGGAAUCCCUCUGGUC
Messenger RNA from Penaeus indicus, 1111 nucleotides. It is a transcript of the gene pasilla, whose product is annotated as RNA-binding protein Pasilla-like. The annotation marks the transcript as partial. Gene Ontology annotation, biological process: mRNA splicing, via spliceosome; regulation of alternative mRNA splicing, via spliceosome. Gene Ontology annotation, cellular component: nucleus; cytoplasm. The record is from RefSeq and is a predicted model, not a curated record. NCBI's taxonomy places the organism in Eukaryota, Metazoa, Arthropoda, Malacostraca, Decapoda, Penaeidae. The transcript is spliced from 6 exons. Gene Ontology annotation, molecular function: mRNA binding.